AUGUCUGUUGAAGAACCAGUUAAAGAUGUCGAUGUCUCUAUGCAAGAUGAUGAAGAACAAGAAGAACAAUUAGAUACAGAAAAGAUCAAGAUACUGCCUGGUGCUACUGAAGAUGGUACUGCUGCUUCUUUUCAAAUCUUAGACGAAGAUCAUACUUUAGGUAACGCUCUUAGAUACAUAAUAAUGAAGAACCCAGAUGUUGAAUUUUGUGGUUAUUCUAUUCCUCAUCCUUCAGAAACUAAAUUAAACAUUAGAAUUCAAACUUAUGGUGAUAUGACUGCUGUUGAAGCUUUACAUAAAGGUUUAGAUGAUUUAAGUGAUAUGUGUACUCAUAUUGAAGAUAAAUUUGCUGAAAAAAUCAAUAAAGCUGAUUAUCCAAAAGAAGAACCAUAA
Molecule: messenger RNA, 393 nt
Organism: Hansenula ciferrii
Lineage: Eukaryota; Fungi; Ascomycota; Saccharomycetes; Phaffomycetales; Wickerhamomycetaceae
Gene: RPC19
Product: DNA-directed RNA polymerase core subunit RPC19
Exons: 3
Coding region: 1-393 (130 amino acids)
Biological process (GO): DNA-templated transcription
Cellular component (GO): RNA polymerase I complex; RNA polymerase III complex
Molecular function (GO): DNA binding; protein dimerization activity; DNA-directed RNA polymerase activity
Source: RefSeq, a predicted model, not a curated record